UUUAAAGCUUGGCCUGGAGGCUCUAGCCAGGGUGAAGUGGUGGGGGGGGGGUGUUCAGGAACAGACAGAAGUUGUUUACAUUCCUUUCUGGAAGUGCCGGCCAGCCGCCUGAAAUGAAAGUGAAAUCAGCUGACGGUGACAUCAGCAGAAAUGUACAAAGUUCAGAGCUGUUUACUUAGGCACACUGGCCUCUCUGGUGGGGGUUCCCGCUGCCUGUCCCCUGGCCUGGGGCCUGACAUUGAAAAGUCAGGGUGGACGAAGACUGACGGGGGCGGCAGCCGCUGCUCCUCUCUGUUCAUCAGGGGUGCUCACUGGCUUCCUUCGGUGACCCAAGAGAAUGGUGGUCCUGCAGCCAAGGCAGGGCGGCCUCCUGCCGUUCCUGGCCAUCAUGGGCCAAGCGGUGGCUGCCAACAUCCUGCUCUUCUACGCGCUCGUCUGGAAGGCCGGCGACCUCCUCGAGCUGCCGGACCUGCGCAUCGGCUUCUACAACUUCUGCCUGCUGGACGAGGCCACUGACAAGCUGCGGUGCUACAAGGGCCCCGAGCUGGCCACCUGGGGCGUGUCGUGGGUCAGCCUGGCCCUGGCCCGGCUGGGCGUCUACGGGGCCCUGGUCCUCACCCUCUUUGCCCCCCUGCCACUCCUCCUGUCUCGCUGCAAAGGGGACCAGGGAGAGUGGCAGCUGGCCAGGGGCUUCCUGGUGGCCUCCUUGGUGCUACUGGCCGGCGGCCUGAGCUUCUUCCUGGCCUCCAUGUGGCAGUGGCUCCAGCUCUCGCUGCUGGGCCCAGCCUUCCUAGCCCUGUGCAUGGCCCAGGGCCUGCUCCUCCUCCUGCUGGCAGCCAUCAGGGCCUUCCCCCAGGGGGUCUUGAGAAAAGAGGACGCACCUGAGACCUGCUAGGCUGGCUGGGCCGCAGGACUGAGAGGGCGAGUGCCCUCUUCCCUACUAUCACUGCCCGAAAGCUUUAGCGGGG
Echinops telfairi (small Madagascar hedgehog) is the source of this 968-nucleotide messenger RNA. RefSeq names its product transmembrane protein 140 (gene TMEM140). NCBI's taxonomy places the organism in Eukaryota, Metazoa, Chordata, Mammalia, Afrosoricida, Tenrecidae. The transcript is spliced from 2 exons. The coding region runs from base 338 to 895 and encodes 185 amino acids. The record is from RefSeq and is a predicted model, not a curated record.